AUGUUGGAACCAAAUGAAACCUAUACGGUGAAUCUAAGCAUGACGCUUCGAAAAGCAGAUAGCAAUAUUGCUAAUUAUAUUGUUGUAGGGGAUGUCAGCCAGUUACCGUGGCUGGGGUCCGAGUUCACCUCAACCUCAGCCGACCGAUCAACAUUGUCGCUGGCACAAGACCCCCCAUCUAUCUAUGACAUCCUCCAGGAAGACCGAACAAUGGAGAAGACUUUGACCUCAUUCUACAUGCCCAGGGAUGCAGUAAAGGCUAUUCAUAUCACAAGUAAAACUACAACAAGAGAAGUGAUUGUAGCACUACUGAGAAAGUUCAAAGUUGUUGACAAUCCACAAAAGUUUGCCCUUUAUGAGCGGAAUAUCGACUCAACACAGUCAGGAAAAGCAAGGCUUCGGAGGCUGGGGGAUGGUGAGUGCCCGCUAGUCCUGGCACUUAACUGGAGUGCCGGAGGCCUGACCAACAAGCGCCUAGUCUUGCAGGAGAAUGACACUGCAGACAUACAGGUAAGAUGCAACAGCUAGCAUAGUUCCAGAUGUUUAUGAAAAAUAAACAAAAAAAA
Penaeus monodon (black tiger shrimp) is the source of this 566-nucleotide messenger RNA. RefSeq names its product ras association domain-containing protein 1-like. The coding region runs from base 1 to 528 and encodes 175 amino acids. NCBI's taxonomy places the organism in Eukaryota, Metazoa, Arthropoda, Malacostraca, Decapoda, Penaeidae. The record is from RefSeq and is a predicted model, not a curated record. The transcript has 4 exons. Gene Ontology annotation, biological process: signal transduction.